Molecule: messenger RNA, 679 nt
Organism: Bipolaris maydis ATCC 48331
Lineage: Eukaryota; Fungi; Ascomycota; Dothideomycetes; Pleosporales; Pleosporaceae
Source: RefSeq, a predicted model, not a curated record
GAGAAUGGGCUGGUGGCCGUAGCUUGGCUGCUACCUAUUCCCGUGCCCACUCCCUUUACCAUAUCACGUUCCAACGAUACCCUUUCUCUUACCACAACCUUUAUUGGCCUUGUAGUAGUCUUCUUCUUCUUCUUCUUCCUCUUAUACUUUUUAUUGCUUACCUGCUCUCGUUCUCUCUCUCUCUCUCUGCUGACCUAAAUCCACUCAAGAUACUUAUUCCUCUCUCUCUCUCUCCCUUUUCUCUGCUAUAAUACCCCCGUCUACAAGGGAUCAAUCGACUGCUCAACCUGUAACCCUCCUCCCUUGCACUUGGCCUGUACUACAAUCUACCACAACCUCCCUCAUCAUGCUUUGAAACAAGGGGGUACAGACAACAAGAAAGUGGUUGUUUUCGUUUGGCAUGGUAGCGGCAGACUCGGCAUGGCUUGGAGUGCGCAUUCUGGCGCGGGCACGGUGAAAUUGCCCCGCUCUUGGCAGCCUGUUGUCAUAUUCUCCUCCCCUUUUCUCCUUCUCUCUCGGGAUUUGUUGACAUUAUCUGAUAUGGAUGUGUAUAUUGCCUGCCAUGGUGCUGAGGAUUGGCUUGUGCAUGUCUUGGAUCGCUUGGAACUGCCUAUCGUUGUGUGGUGGUAAUGCUUUAGUGGUAAUGGGUAGUCAGUCAAUCAAACGUUCAGGUUACAAG